AUGUUGGAGCUUCAUGUCUGGGGACCAGCCUUUGGCCUAGCCUCUAUUGACGCAGAGUGCCUCGCGAUCAUCACGUAUCUUCGCAAUGCGCUUCCUGCCAGCGGCUGGCGCCUCAUCCCGAGCAACCGUCCUUCCGCAUCCCCAUCAAAUCUUCUCCCCGCUCUCGACCAUGCCGGCACAUGGGUUAGCGGUUAUCACGCAAUAGUAAACUACCUCACUUCCAAGUCACUCUGUACAAACCUCGAUGCGAAUUUGGACCCUGUCCAGCAAGCAGACACCAUUGCAUACGGUGCUUACUUGCUGGCCAACGCCGCGCCCCUCGUCGAUCUGUCUCUCUACGUCUCGGCCGCGAACUGGUCCGCAACAACAAGACCGGCCUAUAGCGCCUUGUUACCAUUUCCCUUGACAUGGACCCUGCCGCCGCUGAUACGAGCCGAGGCUGCUCAGCGCGCGGAGCAUCUUGGUCUCGCCGAGCUGGAUACAGACUUUGAUCCUAAUGGCGGACUGCAUUUGACUGCUGGCCGGGACGCCUUGCCCGAAACAUUUCGUAGGCAUUUGCCCGCGCGGACGAAGAAGACUGUGCGAGAGGAGAUGACGCCUGAACAGGCUGCUGCUAUACGGUUGUAUGGGUUGGCGGAGGACUGUCUAUCCGUUGUGAAUUCGUUGCUGGGAGAGAGCAGUUUAGAGGACAAGUCGCCUCGUUUCUUCGGCGGAAGCCGUCCAUCCUCUUUGGAUUGCCUGGCAUAUGGGUUCCUGGCACUUAUGGUAGUGCCGGAUGUCCCCAGAAGCUUCCUCAAGGACUGGAUUGGCGCGGAGACCCCACGGCUCGUCACGUUCGUAGAGUCAAUGGCUCCCGCUGAUUUAACAUGGUCUCCUACGGCAGCCCCUUCGAUUUUGGGCUCAACUACACGCGUAGCUGACUCCAUCUUACGAAAUAUUCCCAGCGUUGGAGAACAUUAUGCCAAUGAAAUGCGGUAUAGAACGGAAGUUGGCGUGAAGGGCCUGGAUCAGAGGGCUUUGAUGAUGAUGAUGAGCGUCAUGCUUACAGGUGCUGCCGUCGGAUACGGUUUACACAUGUACAAGAGCCUACAGCCAUUUGGGGCCAGAACACAAGUUUGGAGACAGCUCCGUGGUACAUCUAGGUUGAGCCAGUUUGGGGACCUUGGCAAUAUGCUCAGCAGUGCCAUAGGAGCAUAUCAACCGGAUCCAAUCCCCACUGGAAAUACUUCAAGUGGUCGCCUUGUGGAGGUUGACUCGGAGGUGGAUUAA
Molecule: messenger RNA, 1269 nt
Organism: Metarhizium brunneum ARSEF 3297
Lineage: Eukaryota; Fungi; Ascomycota; Sordariomycetes; Hypocreales; Clavicipitaceae
Biological process (GO): mitochondrion organization
Cellular component (GO): SAM complex; cytoplasm
Source: RefSeq, a predicted model, not a curated record